Sitophilus oryzae (rice weevil) is the source of this 3672-nucleotide messenger RNA. RefSeq names its product rab11 family-interacting protein 4B (gene nuf). The transcript has 10 exons. The record is from RefSeq and is a predicted model, not a curated record. Gene Ontology annotation, cellular component: endocytic vesicle; cleavage furrow; recycling endosome membrane. Lineage: Eukaryota; Metazoa; Arthropoda; Insecta; Coleoptera; Curculionidae. The coding region runs from base 335 to 1756 and encodes 473 amino acids. Gene Ontology annotation, biological process: endocytic recycling; regulation of cytokinesis.
AUUUCGAACCUCGACAUAUUAAGGUUAUUCCGUACGUCCCGUUCACGUCGUCCUUAAAAAACGCUUGAAAAACAUCGCGUUCAUAUGCCACAAACCUGUUCCAAAUGCCACUCGAAACAGCGUUUUAGAUUUGUCCGAUUAUUUUACGAAAGAUUUAAAGUAAAUCAGUGACAGAAUCUAACUCCCUUUAAAAAAGCAGUGUUACAAUAAGGCGGUAUUGUCGGUGUUCUUUUUUGUUGUUUUUGCUGUGAGAAUUUUGGAUAUUUCAAAGAAAGGAGUUUAUGGACGUCUAUAAAAUCAACCUGCCUAGCUCUCAGCCCGUACGACUCAUAGUAUGAUGUCACCCACCGCCGAUUCCUCACCUACGGUCAUUCUGAAUGGUACCGCUUCAUCGUCAACUGUCAGUACCGCGUCCGACGGUGCCCAGCCGCGGUUUGUAGUGACGUCAACGCCGAGCAACAGUAGUACCGGCAGUUCGGGCGAGCAGAAAAGUCAGUGUUCCAGCCUGUCAGACGGGGAGAAUUUUGAGUGGAACACCGGAGGAGAGGACUCCAACAGCACAGUGGAGGUGGUACUGGAAAGGGAGGGGCAGUGCCAGAGUAGUACCGGUCCCAACGAAGCGUCUAGGAGUCCGUCCGGUAUAAAUAGGAACAGCUGGUUGAGGACUAGCCUAAGGAAAAGCACUUCAAAUAAUCCAGACUCUUUGUCAAACAGAAGAUGGGGCUCUUUCAGACACAAUGGCAGAAGAACUCAAAACUUAGGCCCAAGUGCUUUAGCCAGUCAGUUAUACAGAAGUUCGAGCUUUAACUCGUCUGGCAGAAGCAGCACUUGCGAUACCACAGAUGAUAUGUAUUCAGAUGCGUCACUGGAGGAGGAUGUCCACGAUUUACAUCACAAAUUUACAGUUUUACAACAACAAGUGGGAGUUCUGCAAGACUCUGCCCAGCAAACCGACGAAAGGUAUACAAGAAUUAAAGCAGACAAUGCUGCUCUACAGGCUAGAGUUAUCAUGCUGGAAGAACAGCUGAGGGACACAGAGCUAAGAUGUGAAGAAAAACUACAGGAUGAACAGCGUAGAUCGAAAGAGUUGGUGCAUAGGAUAGAGAGGGAAAAACAGCUGCAGCUGGAAAACGCGUCUAUAAGGCUGCAGAAUGCGCAAAGCGAGUGUGAAAAACUGCGCGACGAGGUGGGCAGACAGCGAACGAAACUGGAAAAGCUGGAAAAACAGAAGGACGACCUGAGCAGCCAGUUACGCGACGCCAACUACGAACUAAGCGAGGCUAGGGAGGAAGUCAAGGAAUGCAGGGAUAGAGAAAACAGACUGAUCAAAGACCACGAGAACCACAUCCAGCUGCUGGAGGACCUCUCCAAGGAGAUCGACCGGCUGAAGGCGGAGACGCGCACGCCCGCGCUGCCCACCACCAGCCCGGACACGCUGCGCCUCGAGGAGCUGCACGAGGAGAUGUCGGCGCUGCGCGCGGCCAACGGCCAGCUGCGCGAGGCCAACGACGAGCUGCAGGCCAGCCUGUUGCACGCCGGCCUCGAGACAGGGCAGCGCAUGCUCACCAACGGCGAGACCAGCCUGGCGCGCGAGCUGGACAUCAUGUCGCACGACGAGGUACACCAGGCCUUGAAGGAACAACAAGAGGUCAACAGGCAGCUGAGAACGUACAUCGAGGGCAUUCUGCUCAACAUAGUUGAAAAUCACCCUCAACUGCUCGAAGUCAAACAGAAAAAGAACGGUCUAAAGAACUAGAAAUAAGUCUAGGUAACGGUUGGUUCAUAUUUCAAAUGUUAGUCCUAGCCUUACCCUUAAGGUGCGUCCACAUUGUUGGUGAUCCUGUCGCGCUCUUGCUUCUGAUUGUGCUCGCGUUGCUUGCGCUUCCUGUUUGUCGUGUUUCUCAAAAUCUUUCGGCUCGCAAGCAACGGCGUCCACAUUGUAAUGUAGUGCUUGCGUUCGUGCUGUUCGGACAUGGAUGAUACCGAAAUAUUUUUAAUAGCGGCUGCUAGUGCGAUCAUUAUUGCGAAACGAAGGAGACAAAGAGAAAAAAGGCAGUGUUGGAUGUCUAAUAAUUUCAAAAGUAGAUCCCAGCACAGUGAAAGUAAACAUCUACGCAAUUUACAAACAGAUGUUUUUUAAUAUUUUUUAUCGCAUGUCCGCAACUGAUUUUGAAAGACUUAUUAACUUAGUUGGCCCCCGUAUAGAAAGAAAAAAUACAACUUUAAGGAAGUGUACUCCGGAAGAAAGAGUUUAGAUUGGCCAUAACAUUAAGAUUCUUUGCAACUGGAGACUCACAUACCAGCUUGGGUUAUUUACUCAGAGUUUCCAAGCAAAGCAUUUCAAAAAUAGUACCAGGCGUAUGCCAAAAUUUAAAUAAAGUUCUCAAAGAUCAGAUUAAAAUAAGUAGGCAAUAUAAAUACAGAGUUAUAUUUUAUUAAAGCUAUAUUUAAUAUUAUUAAUCUAAGAACAAAACACAACUUUUUAAUAAAAAAAAAAUAAAAAAAAUCAUGGUAGCAUCAUCAUACUGGAGUAAAUACCGAAUCUUAUGAAUGAAACCAAACUAAAAACUAAAGAAAUAACGCAAACGGCUCGAGCGCUUCGAACCGCCGCGCCGUAAAGUAUGCUCGCAUGGCUCCGAAGCGUCUCUUUGGUGUACCGCGACAGAGCCGAACAAUCGAAACAGGCAUUUUACGUGAUCGCAAGCACGUGGAGCACCGCGAGCGCCACGAACAUCUCGCUCCGACUGUUUGCCACGUUUUUCGUGUUUCACGUGUUCGUUCGGCCUGCUCGCGAGCAAUGUGGACGCAGCUUUAGGGUGGGUUAAUACCUACCCUAAAAUUGUUAACGUUAGGGUUAACAUCUGAAGCAAGAACCAGCCUUAAAGCACUGAUGGGCCAAUAGUUCCUCACAAUCCCAUUGGAUCCGUACAAAAGUAUACAGGGUGGCAAGUUAAAAAAGUAACAGUCAUGUUUAGACACACGGUGUCCCAUAUAGUAAGAAACUAAAGUUUUCUUUUUUUAAAUAUCUUUUUUAUUGAUUUUUAAAAAAAGGUUUUUCGUAUUUGUAUCACCCUGUAUAUGUAAAGUGCACUCAAACCCAUAUCUGCAUAAAAAUCUUGAGAUAGUCCGUCCUCUUUCAUUCUAUAAUAAUUGAUGUGAUAUUUUAGAGAAAUCACUGUGAUUUUUAUUGUUUCGUUUAAAGAUUGUUUUAUAUAGCAAUAAUGAUACUAAAAAGUUGAAUCUGUUCAUGUUAAUUAGAAUAUUUUGUUGUUGUAUACAUAUCUCCUUUAUGUCUAGAUUCAAAGGAAUGUUUUUUAUGUAUGAGGUGCCACUUUGGUUGCAAAUUUUGGUUCUUUUCGUUGAUUGGUAACGAAAGAGCAACAAUAUUGCAAACAAAAUUGUUGGGACACUCUGUACAAACAAUACACUGUCCGGCACGACACACGGACACCUUAAAAAAAUUAUUUAUUUUAAAGUUAAAUAUAUUUUGUUCUGGUGGGCCGUUUUUUGGUGAUUUUUAGGGUUCCGUAAAAAAGUUACUGAGAUAAAUCAAAAAAGAAACUAUCCACAAAAGAUGCAUUUUGAUGGCAAAGUUAUUUUUAAAUGCCUUACGUUAUUGUACAGGGUGUCCCACUAAAAAUAGCUCUCGGCUGUAUCUCGGAAAGUAUUAGC